Kogia breviceps (pygmy sperm whale) is the source of this 1740-nucleotide messenger RNA. It is a transcript of the gene UBIAD1, whose product is annotated as UbiA prenyltransferase domain containing 1. Gene Ontology annotation, molecular function: prenyltransferase activity. Lineage: Eukaryota; Metazoa; Chordata; Mammalia; Artiodactyla; Physeteridae. Gene Ontology annotation, biological process: menaquinone biosynthetic process; vitamin K biosynthetic process. The record is from RefSeq and is a predicted model, not a curated record. Gene Ontology annotation, cellular component: Golgi membrane; endoplasmic reticulum.
GGCCGCGGCAGCUUCGUAGAGGCGGCCGCGGCUCAGUCUCGGGACUUAGGGCGAGGCGGGCGUCUGGAAGCAGGCCUCGCCCAGGUGACAGGAGGUCGGGGAGGUGCCGCCGGGUCUCGUGGGGUGCCAGCCCGCUCGCUGCAGUCCCCGGGCCCCGCCGCCUCCCUAUCCCUGCCCCCGGCUGGAACCGAAGGUCAGGUCCGCUACCCAACCCGUCCUCGCCUCAGGGCGGACGCUGUGUGUGGGUGGCUCACUGUUUAACAUUGACUUCACCCAAGUGCUUUCUCCAUGGCGGCCUCGCAGGUCCCGGGGGAGAAGAUUAACAUCCAGGCAGGAGAGACGGCCAAGGUCGGGGACAGGGACCUGCUGGGGAACGGCUGUCCCGAGCAGGACAGACCACCGCAGCGCUCGUGGAGGCAGAAGUGCGCCUCCUAUGUUCUGGCCCUGCGGCCCUGGAGCUUCAGUGCCUCACUCACCCCGGUGGCCCUGGGCAGUGCCCUGGCCUACAGAUCCCAGGGCGUCCUGGAUCCCAGGCUAUUGGUGGGUUGUGCCGUCGCUGUCCUCGCUGUGCACGGGGCUGGCAAUUUGGUCAACACUUACUACGACUUUUCCAAGGGCAUUGACCACAAAAAGAGUGAUGACAGGACCCUGGUGGACCGAAUCUUGGAGCCCCAGGAUGUCGUCCGGUUUGGCGUCUUCCUCUACACCUUGGGCUGUGUCUGUGCUGCUUGCCUCUACUACCUGUCCCCUCUGAAACUGGAGCACUUAGCUCUCAUCUACUUCGGAGGCCUGUCUGGCUCCUUUCUCUACACAGGAGGAAUUGGAUUCAAGUACCUGGCUCUGGGAGACCUCAUCAUCCUCAUCACUUUUGGCCCGCUGGCUGUGAUGUUCGCCUACGCCGUCCAGGUGGGGUCCCUGGCGGUCUUCCCGCUGGUCUACGCCAUCCCCCUCGCCCUUAGCACCGAGGCCAUCCUCCACUGCAACAACACCAGGGACGUGGAGUCCGACCGGGAGGCUGGCAUCGUCACGCUCGCCAUCCUCAUCGGCCCCACCCUCUCCUACGUGCUCUACAACACGCUGCUCUUCCUGCCCUACCUAAUCUUCAGCAUCCUGGCUGUGCACUGCAGCAUCAGCCUGGCUCUGCCCCUGCUCACCAUCCCCAUGGCCUUUGCCCUCGAGAGGCAGUUCCGAAGCCAGACUUUCAACAAGCUGCCCCAGAGGACUGCCAAGCUCAACCUCCUGCUGGGCCUCUUCUACGUUUCCAGCAUCAUUCUGGCACCAGCAGGCAGUCUGCCCAGACUCUAAGGGGACCAGUAGCUGCACCCCACAACGCGUCCCCCUUUCUUAGAAUGUGCUGAAGGCACAGUGUCUGAGGAGGGAAGGUGAUUUGGCAGUGAGGGGCUUAAGGAUGGCUUGUGAACGCCCACCUUUUUUUUUAUUGUUACAGUCUUAAAGAGAACGUUUUGGUUUUGUUAUUUUAUUCCGUGUUAUGGGGACUCUUGAAACCGCUCUGGUGUCAGAACAAGGUAAAUUGGAUGCAUGGCCCUUGUUUUACUUACAAUUUCCACCAGAGGGUGUUGUCGGGUCACUUCUAGUGGACUACAAUACCCUAAGACUUGGCGAAGGAACCGCCCAGGUUGGCCUCCUGUCCUGAAAGAGCCAUAGUAACUGGGCCAAGUGUCCUCUGCUGCUUUGGUCUAGCGGGACACGGUGAUGGUCCCCAGUGACAAGGAGCACGUG